AUGGCCGCCGAACGCACAAACGUCUCCAACGACCUGAUCUGGCAGAUUACCCGUAACCAGAACGCUUAUCUGGUUCGCCGCAAUGCCGGUGGUGGCUCCCAGUUCUCCCGGGACCCCCUGAACCUGGUGAACAAGCAGUCGUUCAAGUAUGCCGGUUAUGCCAACAACAAGGCCGUUGGUGUCCAGGCCACCGAGAACGGUGGCGUGGCUGUGACCACCAAGAAGCCCAGCAAUCCCCAGCAGCCCGGCAAGAACCAGGUCACCGUUUCCUACGGUCCCAACACCGCCACCCGCAAGAUCUACAAGGGUGUUGCCGACAAGACCGCCCAGCACGGCUACCGUGGUGAUCUCCGCGAGGAGGCCGUUGCCCGCGUGAGCGCCAUCCGCCGUUCGCAGAAGUCCAAGAAGGAUGUCCCCGCCCGGAAGCCCCGCGGUGCCAAGGCCCGCCAGGCAGCCGAGAAGGACCAGGAGUAA
Penicillium argentinense is the source of this 474-nucleotide messenger RNA. RefSeq lists its product as uncharacterized. Lineage: Eukaryota; Fungi; Ascomycota; Eurotiomycetes; Eurotiales; Aspergillaceae. Gene Ontology annotation, cellular component: cytosolic large ribosomal subunit; ribosome. The record is from RefSeq and is a predicted model, not a curated record. The transcript is spliced from 5 exons. Bases 1 to 474 code for a protein of 157 amino acids. Gene Ontology annotation, molecular function: structural constituent of ribosome. Gene Ontology annotation, biological process: translation.